Molecule: messenger RNA, 3027 nt
Organism: Aspergillus niger
Lineage: Eukaryota; Fungi; Ascomycota; Eurotiomycetes; Eurotiales; Aspergillaceae
Exons: 4
Coding region: 1-3027 (1008 amino acids)
Biological process (GO): phosphatidylinositol dephosphorylation
Cellular component (GO): endoplasmic reticulum
Molecular function (GO): phosphatidylinositol-4-phosphate phosphatase activity
Source: RefSeq, a predicted model, not a curated record
AUGCCGAGCUUGCUGCGAAAGCUAGUCAUCAUCGCCGCUGUCGAUGGCCUGAUACUCCAGUCUUCCGGCAAUGGAUUAAGACAUGCUGGGAAUAAUGAGCCCAGCUCUCUCCGCAUUGACUAUAAGACCAACAAGGUCUCCUCGCUCCCCGCGCCGGCCUCGGACCUGGACGAGGACAGAGACUCCGGCUUAGAGACUUAUGGCCUCGUCGGGCUGCUAUCCGUUGCGUCAUAUUCUUUCCUCAUCUCUAUCACUCAGCGGCAACAAGUGGCUCAGAUUCAGGGAAAACCCAUUUAUGCCGUGACUAAUGUCGCGGUAAUCCCGACCUCUUCGCAAGCAGAUGCGAUUCGCGCGAUCUCUCAGGCAAAGGAGAGCCUAUCUCAAGGAGAAGGUGGACCGGGCGAGACUGCCUCCGAUGACAGUAGCACGAUUUCGGACACCGAGACUGAAGGCGGCGACACUGAAGUUGGCACCGUUCCAGCUUCCCCUGAGCAGGAAGUCACUCAUUCCAGAGCUCGCAGUGUUGGCAGUAUCGCUGAAGAUGUGAUUGGAAAGAGAGUGCGAUUCGGACGUUUUGCUGCAAACUGGCUCUCAAGGAAAACUCUUGGAUUGCCCGGGCUUGGUACUGUAGGUCAUAGUUCUGCAGAGCCGCUCGUGGAAGAUGACAAGGGGGAGUCCAAGCCCGUAUCUGCUGAGGUGAAUGAUGAACGUGCAAGCCCUGUCUCGCAGAGUCAUGAUGCAACGCCUAAAACACUUGGAGAGCCGUUUCCCUCCGAUCCAACCGUGGAGUUGCUUCCGAAAUUGCUACGUUAUACCAAGAUGAUCUUUUCUUCCCAGAAUUUCUUUUUUGCAUAUGAUUACGACCUUACUAGGCAGUUCGGGACGCAGGAAGAGUCACCGCUCAAGAAUCAUCUGCCGUCGCACAAGAUCGUUGAUGAAUUGUACUUCUGGAACCGGCAUCUGAUGGCUCCCUUUAUCGCAGCUGAUGCUCACAACUAUAUUCUUCCGUUGAUGCAAGGUUUUGUUGGCCAGCGAGAGUUUACCGUUGAGGCUGCAGAGUCUACGGUAGAGAAUCAACCCUCAGACUCGGAGAAGUCCAACGAGGAACUCAAGGAAGGACGCAUCCUGGGUGACAAGCAAGAGGCAGAAGCUGUUCAAACCAGCGAGAAGAAGCGUGAUUAUCUACUCACCCUGAUCUCGCGACGAUCUGUCAAGCGUCCAGGUCUACGAUACCUGCGCCGUGGUGUUGAUGACUUUGGGAAUACCGCCAAUUUCGUGGAGACCGAGCAGAUUCUCUCCGUUCCGGAUUGGGAUCCGUCCCAUAAUGCCUACUCGUACCUUCAAGUACGCGGAUCAAUUCCGCUGUACUUCUCGCAGUCACCAUACGCCUUCAAGCCAGUCCCGGUUCUGCACCACUCCACUGAAACCAAUCAACUUGCCUUUGAUAGACACUUUCGAAAUCUCAGUCGAAGAUACGGGAAGAUCCAGGGCGUCUCUCUCAUCGACAAACAAGCCGGAGAGUUAAAGCUUGGAGAGCAAUAUGAGAAGUUUGCAAAGGCUUUGAAUGAGUCAGGUGGCAUAGAUGGUGUACCGCUUGCACUGGAGUGGUUUGACUUCCACCACGAGUGUCGGGGUAUGAAAUUCGAAAAUGUAAGCCGCCUAGUGAAGCAUCUGGAGGAGACGUUGAGCGAAUUUGGUGAUACCGUUAUUUGCAACGAUACUGUUCUCCAGUCGCAAAAAGGUAUUGUGCGCACGAAUUGCAUGGACUGUCUGGACCGCACUGGGGUCGCGCAAUGCGCAUUUGGCCAAUGGGCCCUAGAGCGUGAACUGAAGCGCGAGGGCAUCAACAUCGAUCUUGGGCGUGACUCUUCUACUCGAUGGUUCAAUACUCUAUGGGCAGAUAACGGGGAUGCUAUUUCUAAGCAAUACUCCUCGACAGCUGCCCUGAAGGGCGACUACACAAGGACGCGGAAACGGAAUUACCGGGGAGCGCUUAAUGACUUCGGUCUAACACUCUCCCGUUAUUACAACAACAUUGUCAACGAUUACUUCUCGCAGGCGUGCAUAGACUACCUGCUGGGCAAUGUCUCUACCCAGGCCUUCCAGGAAUUCGCGGUAGAGAUGCAGACUACGGACCCAGGAAUCUCGGUCCAGAAGCUCCGGCAGAACGCGAUCGAUACCAGUUGCAAGAUUGUUAUUAGCGACCAGUCAGAAGAGUUCCUGGGUGGCUGGACUAUGCUAACCCCACGGCAGCCGAAUACUCUAAGGACCAUGCCAUUCGAGGAGGCGGUGCUUCUACUCACCGAUGCAGCUAUCUACAGUUGUCGCUUUGAUUGGAACGUCGAUAAGGUGCUAUCGUAUGAACGCAUUGACCUACAUUCCGUGACACGGAUCAACUAUGGCACCUAUAUUACGUCGAUUCUGACCGAGGCCCAGACCGACGAGCAGAACAACGUUGGGUUGGUGAUUGAGUAUCUUGCUGGCGAUGAGAAUGCGCUGCGGGUCAACACCCGGUCGCUCCAGAGCCAGGUUACCUCGCAAUCCCUCGACAGCAAUGCGCGCCCCAGCACCGAGUGGAACAUGUAUGCGUGGUUCAAGGGAACCCCCCGAUCGACCACCCGACUCUUAGCGUUCAAAGCACUCCCGCAGAACUCGACGGGGGCGACAGUGAGACAACCGGAUUGGGUGCGCAGUAUCUGCGAGGAGAUCGAGCGGGCCAUGAGAGCAGGCGAGAAACGACAUGAUGAUGACGGAGCGCAGAGUUCCAUUAUCGAAUCGUCCGAGAUCAUUUCAGUCGAGGAGGCGAAGAAGCGGACUGGAUAUCUAGAGCAUUUGGUCUACGACAUCAAGAAACUGGUGUUAGAUCCUGAUCCACCCUAUGCACGCGAUCAGGGCUUAGGCGGACUAUUUUCUAAGAUAGCUCUAAAGGAAGCCCGUGGGAGAAGCGCACGAUGGAUCGGAAUCUCUGACAGGUCAUUCUGGCAUCGUGAUGGCCUAGUAAUCCCCGCCGCCGACCGGGUCCCAUGA